GAUCGAGGAUCAUAUAACUAUAAAGCCCUUUUAAUCGCCGAGGAAUUUAAAACCUGAAGCAGAUAAGCAUUUCUCGUGUCCUCUGUUUAAUUUUUUCACCAAGACAGCAGCAGCAGCAGCUGAAACUCCUCCAUUUCUUCCUUUGAUUUUCCGACAUGGAAGCAGCUUCCUUACGCCCUAACAAUCUCUUUCUCAGUCCCUUCCGACUGAAAUCCCUCAAGAAACGGAGUGGACUGGCUGAAUGUAAUCUCCGGCCGAAUCAUGUUUUUUAUACGAGAACCUACUUUUCUUUGGUGGCCCAUCCGUCAUGUUCCUUCAAAAGGAAUUCCGUGUUCUUCAGUCACCACUCUUCACUAAACUGGAGCUGGAGAUUUUCUGUUUUUUGUUCAGAUAAACUUCAGAGCAACUACGCCAAUAACGAGGCCAUUUCUUUACAGUCUUCUAUGCUAGAACUUACUCCUAUGGUACCAGAGGCUGGAACAGAUUUGCUUGAUUCACAUGAUGUUGGUGACAGUACAAGCUCGCAAACCAGGCCCAAAAAGUUCAAGAAUAGAUUCUUAACUUUUGUUCGUUUGGGAUCUGUGGUCAAUGGUGCUGCUGAAUCUUUCUUCAAGAGUGAAAUACGUCGAAGGUUAUUUGUAACUGCAGUAUUGAUUUUAGUUAGCCGAGUAGGCUAUUUCAUACCAUUACCUGGCUUUGAUAGGCGGUUGAUACCUGAAGACUACCUUAGCUUUAUUUCUGGAUCUGUUGCAGAUGAACUUGGCGAUUUUUCGGCAGAGCUUAAGCUGUCACUUUUCCAGCUGGGAAUCAGUCCUCAGAUUGCAGCAUCAAUUCUUAUGCAGGUACUUUGUCAUGUUGUUCCUUCCUUAGUGAAGCUGCGGAAAGAAGGCUUAGAUGGCCAUGAGAAGAUUAAGGGCUAUAUAUGGUGGAUCUCACUUGGAUUUGCAAUCCUAGAGGCUGUGAUCCUUGCUUGUUAUUCUCUUCCUUAUUCAAUCUAUGCAUCCAGCCAAAGAUUCAAGCAUGUGAUGGUGACAAGCUCGUUAUUGGUUUUUGGUGCGAUGACCAUGACAUGGAUAUGCGAUAAAAUAUCAGAAUCUGGAUUCGGUCAAGGGUCAUCACUAAUUAUAUGCACAGGGAUAUUGACCGGCUAUACAGAUACUUUGUACAAGAUGUUGUCUCAGCUAUCAGGAAAUGCCACGAGUUGUUGGCCAUAUAUUCUAGCAGUAUUAGGCAUUUUCACUGUAGUCACUAUGUGGGCAGUGGUAGUUACUGAAGGCUGCAGGAAGAUCAAGUUGCAGUAUUAUGGUUUUAAACUCGCUUCUGCUGCAAGAGAUGAUUCCCCAAUUACUGAGGUGGAGCCCUAUAUCCCUUUCAACAUUAAUCCUCAAGGGAUGCAGCCUGUCCUCACCACCACCUAUCUCUUGGCUUUUCCUGGCAUUCUGGCAAGCAUUCUUGGUUCUCCGUUCUGGGAACACGUGAAGGAGAUACUUAACCCAGACACUUCCGUUGGUGCAGCACCUUGGGUUUUCUAUUCAAUCUAUGCAUUUUUCGUCUUUGUAUUCAAUAUAUUUGACAUUGCCAACCUACCUAAAGAAAUAGCUGAUUACAUGACCAAAAUGGGCGCCCGAAUUCCAAAUAUAAAGCCUGGAAGGGCGACAGUAGAGUAUCUAACAAAGAUUCAGGCUUCAACACGUUUUUGGGGUGGACUAUUGUUAAGUAUCUUGGCCACUUCAUCGACAUUGCUUGAUCAUUAUUUACGCCGUAUCAAUGAGGGAUUCGCAAUAGGAUUUACAUCAGUCCUAAUCAUUGUGGGCUCAAUAAUUGAAUUGAGAAGAUCCUACCAAGCAUACAAUGUAAUGCCAACCUUGAGCAAGGUUCUAAGGCGGUACGGUGUUUAAGAUCGAUUGGUCCAUAAUACAUCGAUCACAGGUUGGAGGAUGUUACUGAUUUUGCAGCAGUUCCAACCAUUCACAUGCUAGUACUCGCCGAUAAUUGAAUUUUCAUGGAUGGUUAUGUUGAUGAGGUAUAUUCACCAAGGACACCGAUCAUAUGAAGAUCCUUGUCUCAAUUGAAGAGUCGAGACCACUGCGAGCUAUAGCUACCUUUGCAAUUAUACACACCCUGCAGUAGGAUUUAUAUCUUAUGGAAACUUACAAAGACACAUCCGAAGGUGCUGAAUAUUGUCAAUGUAACACCCGUUCUUUUAUAAUGUCAUUUUUCAUAUCCGCUUGGUCCUGAGAACAAAUAUUUUAAUUUGAACUGCAUUUGUGGCUUUGGUUUUACAUUAAUCGAAAGGUUAAAGUUAGGUGUCUUUUUAAGGAAUUACGGUCACAGUUCAAAGACUCUUUAUCAGUGGCCAACUCGGCAAAUUAUUAAAACUGAUUUGAUGGCCAA
This is a messenger RNA of Magnolia sinica, 2394 nucleotides long. RefSeq names its product preprotein translocase subunit SCY2, chloroplastic. The record is from RefSeq and is a predicted model, not a curated record. The transcript has 14 exons. Gene Ontology annotation, biological process: thylakoid membrane organization; chloroplast organization; protein localization to chloroplast. NCBI's taxonomy places the organism in Eukaryota, Viridiplantae, Streptophyta, Magnoliopsida, Magnoliales, Magnoliaceae. The coding region runs from base 156 to 1898 and encodes 580 amino acids. Gene Ontology annotation, cellular component: membrane; plastid envelope. Gene Ontology annotation, molecular function: signal sequence receptor activity; transmembrane protein transporter activity.